CCCUUUGCCUUUUUUUUUUUUCUUUCCAUUUCUCUGGGGAGUACGGAUGCCCCAAUUAAUCCUUGGCACCUCUCGGACCCUUUAAAAACUGUCAUUGCCGUUUAGGAGGUCCUAACAGGAGCCCCCACCGGACUACAUUGUUCAGACGCGCUCUCCCCAAACCGGGGAGGCGUCCGGAGAGAAGAUCCCCGGGCGCCUGGAGCUGGGUGAGCUCCGCCAACCUGAGGGCUCGUGGUAGGCGGGGGCCCUGGGAUCCCCUUGGCCGCCACCGCCCCUCUCCCCUCCCCUCCCCUUCCCCGCCCGGGCCGCCGACCCCAGGCCAGGGCGGCGCGCGCUCUCCCACCCGCGCCUCUGGGGAUUCGCAGACGGCAGCGAGACUGGCCGGCGCGCUGGGCAUGCUCAGUCGCCCGGCGCCGGGCUCGCGAGUAGGAAGCCUGUGCUCGGUCGCCGCCGCCGAGCCGGCCGGGGCGCACGAAGAGCGCGCGGGACUCGCUUGCAGCGGCGGUCGGGCGGCGGUGGACCCGGGCCGAGACCGGAACCAAGACCCGCGCGGGGCACCCCGUCCGCCUGCCGCGGCUCCUGCUCUCUCGCACAGUCGUACAGUUGCAGGAAACGGGCCGACCGCGGCUGGCGUCGGGGAGGCGGAGGAACCGCGGCGGCCGCCGCUGCAUCCUCGCCGCCUGCCCCUGCCCGGCAGCGUCCCGGAGCCGUCGGGCAUGGAGCCGUGGAAGCAGUGCGCGCUGUGGCUCAUCCACUGCAAGGUGCUGCCCGCCAACCACCGGGUGACCUGGGACUCGGCGCAGGUGUUCGACCUGGCUCAGACCCUCCGCGAUGGAGUCCUGCUCUGCCAGCUGCUCAACAACCUCCGGGCGCACUCCAUCAACCUGAAGGAGAUCAACCUGAGGCCGCAGAUGUCCCAGUUUCUCUGUUUGAAGAACAUAAGGACAUUCCUCACGGCCUGUUGCGAGACAUUUGGAAUGAGAAAGAGUGAACUCUUUGAGGCGUUUGACUUGUUUGAUGUCCGUGACUUUGGAAAGGUUAUAGAAACAUUAUCGCGACUGUCUCGCACACCUGUAGCGCUGGCCACAGGAAUCAGGCCCUUCCCGACAGAAGAAAGCGUUAAUGAUGACGACAUCUACAAAAGCCUGCCUGAUUUAAUAGAUGAAACCCGUGUGGAAGAUGAAGAGGGUCUGUACGACUGUGUUUAUGGGGAAGACGAAGGUGGCGAAGUGUACGAGGACCUGAUGAAGGCAGAGGAGGCGCAUCAGCCUAAAUGUCCAGAAAAUGACAUACGGAGUUGCUGCCUAGCAGAAAUCAAGCAGACAGAGGAAAAAUAUACAGAAACAUUGGAGUCAAUAGAAAAAUAUUUCAUGGCACCAUUAAAAAGAUUUCUGACAGCAGCUGAAUUUGAUUCAGUAUUCAUCAACAUUCCUGAACUUGUAAAAGUUCAUCGGAACCUAAUGCAAGAGAUUCAUGAUUCCAUUGUAAAUAAAAACGACCAGAACUUGUAUCAAGUUUUCAUUAACUACAAGGAAAGGUUGGUUAUUUAUGGGCAGUACUGCAGUGGAGUGGAGUUGGCCAUCUCUAGUUUAGACUACAUUUCUAAGACAAAAGAAGAUGUCAAACUGAAAUUAGAGGAAUGUUCUAAAAGAGCAAAUAAUGGGAAAUUUACUCUUCGAGAUUUGCUUGUGGUUCCUAUGCAGCGUGUUUUAAAGUAUCACCUUCUCCUUCAGGAGCUGGUCAAACAUACCACUGAUCCUAUGGAGAAGGCAAAUUUGAAACUGGCUCUUGAUGCGAUGAAGGACUUGGCACAAUAUGUGAAUGAAGUGAAAAGAGAUAAUGAGACCCUUCGUGAAAUUAAACAAUUUCAGCUAUCUAUAGAAAAUUUGAACCAACCAGUUUUGCUUUUUGGACGACCUCAGGGAGAUGGUGAAAUUCGAAUAACCACUCUAGACAAGCAUACAAAACAAGAAAGGCAUAUCUUCUUAUUUGAUUUGGCAGUGAUUGUAUGUAAAAGGAAAGGUGAUAACUAUGAAAUGAAGGAAAUAAUAGAUCUUCAGCAGUACAAAAUAGCCAACAAUCCUACAACUGAUAAGGAAAAUAAAAAGUGGUCUUAUGGCUUCUACCUCAUCCAUAUCCAAGGACAAAAUGGGUUAGAAUUUUAUUGCAAAACAAAAGAUUUAAAGAAAAAGUGGCUGGAACAGUUUGAAAUGGCUUUGUCCAAUAUAAGGCCAGACUAUGCAGACUCCAAUUUCCAUGAGUUCAAGAUGCACACCUUCAACCGGGUUACAUCCUGCAAAGUCUGCCAGAUGCUCCUGAGGGGAACAUUUUAUCAAGGCUAUUUAUGUGUUAAGUGUGGUGCAAGAGCACACAAAGAAUGUUUGGGAAGAGUAGACAAUUGCGGCAGAGUUAAUUCUGCUGAACAAGGGACGCUCAAACCAUCCGAGAAACGGACCAAUGGACUCCGAAGAACCCCCAAGCAGGUGGAUCCAGGUUUACCAAAGAUGCAGGCCAUUAGGAACUAUACUGGAAUGCCAGCCCCUGCUCUUCAUGAAGGACCCCCGUUACACAUCCAGGCAGGAGAUACAGUUGAACUUCUGAGAGGAGAUGCACACAGUCUGUUUUGGCAGGGUAGAAAUUUAACAUCUGGAGAGGUUGGAUUUUUUCCGAGUGAUGCUGUCAAGCCUUGCCCAUGUGUGCCCAAACCAGUAGAUUAUUCUUGCCAACCCUGGUAUGCUGGAGCAAUGGAAAGAUUGCAGGCAGAGACUGAACUUAUUAACAGGGUAAAUAGUACUUACCUUGUGAGGCACAGGACCAAAGAGUCAGGAGAAUAUGCAAUUAGCAUUAAGUACAAUAAUGAAGCAAAGCACAUCAAGAUUUUAACAAGAGAUGGCUUUUUUCACAUUGCAGAAAAUAGAAAGUUUAAAAGCUUAAUGGAACUUGUGGAGUACUACAAGCAUCACUCUCUUAAAGAAGGAUUCAGAACCUUGGAUACAACUCUGCAGUUUCCAUACAAGGAGCCAGAACAUUCAUCUGGACAGAGGGGUAACAGAGCAGGCAACAGCUCCCCUUCUUUGUUCUGUGGGUUUUCUUUUGUAACUCCUCCAGACUACAGCUUUGUCCCCCCUUCUUCCACUCCUUUCUGGUCAGUGUUAAGUCCAAAGGUGCUGGGCAUCGCCAUCGCUCGGUAUGACUUCUGUGCAAGAGAUAUGCGAGAAUUGUCCUUGUUGAAAGGAGAUGUGGUGAAGAUUUACACGAAGAUGAGUGCGAAUGGCUGGUGGAGAGGAGAAGUAAAUGGCAGGGUGGGCUGGUUUCCAUCCACGUAUGUGGAAGAAGAUGAAUAAAUUCCAAUCCAGCGUUGCGCCCCGCACCAGGAAUUUCAGAGAAGGGAUACACAGAAGCCUGCACAGCAUUAUGAAUUCACUGAAGUGUUUAAAAAGCUGCCUUUCUGGCUAUUCAACAUCCUCCCUCUUUUUCCCCUCCUAAGUCUUAAUGCUGGGGUUUCUAAAGAUGCUGGUACGGACAGAUUAAUGGCUCGCCUAGAGCUGUGCAAGAAACAGCCUGCCCGCCUGUCAUCGUCAGGGACCAGGGCAAAGCCAAAAGCUUUUCUUCCUCCUGCAAACACAUUGGUUCAUGUUUCUUUUUCCUUCGUCCAGUCAGACGCCAUGAAUGCCAGCCAGCCAUUAGUAAAUGCUUAACACAUCGUUACUUUCUUCUCACGUGCCAUUCACCAGAAUUUUUGAUGGUACAGAGAAGCAGAAGUUUAAUUUUGCCUUUCCCAGCAUGAAGAAAAAUGGGAGUUCUGCCACUGGGGCAGCUUAUUGGAAAGAUCCAGCAUUACUUGUCUUAAAUUGCUUCACAAGGUGACUCAUUGCCUGGCAAACACUUUUACCCCCCGAUGUUACUCAUGUUAAAAUAUAAGAGACAAAUGCUCAGGUUUGCUUCAUAAGUGAUAUUAUAUGGGAGGGGGGGUCCAUUAUUCAUUUGGUGUCCUGAUGAGAUUUGCAAACUUUUUCAUAAAAAGAAGACAUACAGAAGAGUACAUAAAAGAGUAUCUUCAUAUUAAAUCUUCACAACCUUCAUGAUUUCAUAGGGUUAUUUUGGAAAUGUAGUACGUCACUUAUGAGAUAAUCUUGGUUGGGUAUGUUUUAGGUAGUCACAAAUAAUCUGAAUUAAGGUAGCAUUGUUUACAGAAACAGACCAAGGGCUAUGAUUUAUAGUAAGUCAUUUUAGAGAAGUAACAUCUAUUAACAUAUGCCUUUUUCUCCCCUGACACCUCCCCCCCAGCCCCCCCUCCCCCGCCCACAGAAAAAAGACCUGCGAUAUAUUGCUGAUUCCCACAUUUUCCUAGAGGAUUUACAGUAGCACAAACAACCUUGUCGAGGAUUUUUGAAGGAAAGCACAGCAAGGUCCUUUACGCAUUUCAGGGACAGAAGGAGGGUCACUAGGCUUUUCUGGUCUUAUUCACUGGGGGAUCCCAGCUCUCACUGAGGCUCUUCCCAUCUGAGGCCAUUUCUGGGUGUGUAUUAACCAGUGGCAAGAUCAGUCUGCAGUGCACUUAUUUGACCAAGUCUUCACCCUUUAUGUGAGGAGUCUAAGUACAUUUUUCCUGGGAUGUACAGAGUGCCCAGUCAAGACAGUCAAGUUAAGACACUAACUUGGCCCUUUCCUGAUGAAAUAUUUUCUCCAUAGCGGAAGUCAUGUUCUGACAAGACUCGGAGAGUGUUUGCAGAAAACAUUAAAAGCAUUAACUUAAUAGAGCCAAAGUAGGAACAUUUAGUUCUGAAAUUUUGGACCAUCUCUAAAAUGAGGUGGGCGUGGCUGGCCUUCUCCCCAACCCACUUGAGGGCCAGAACUUGAUGUUCAUUGGACACAUCUCCCUUUAGAGACCCUCGUGGGCUAGGACUUCUUAAAUAGAAUAGAUUCAGGACCUUUACCUCAGAAUUAUGUAAACUGUGAUUGUGUUUUAGAAAAGUUAUUAUUUGCAAAAACCAGUUAAGUUUUUGUAUAUGUGUAAAUGAUCAUGAAAUUGAGUUUUAUAAGAUGUUCUGUACAGUAAAGUUAUACCCUCAAGGUGUAUCUUGGAGUGGAUUCUUUCCCAUAAAGUCUUAUCUGCAACACUGUGUCUGGGGAAUGUUUUGUCUGUUACUGUCUGCCAAAUGUUAUGGAGAGGGCAGCUUCAUAAACACUCCUGUGUACAGUAUUGUAACUUGUGCUGUUUCUUUUAUUGUUGUUUUAGCCGAUAGACUCCCUCUCUUUCUUGUUGCAUUUCAUGGACCUGGGGGUUUCCCAGCAGAGGAUAGUAGAGUCCUUUUCAUGACGUUGCCAAUUACAUCUUUGUCUAUGUUUAAUACUUCAUAUUGGAAACUUUAAUGCUGCGAAUUUGUGUAGAUUUCUAAUACCAAAGACAGAAGUAAAUGUUUUUCCAUACUUUGUCUUGCCUGUAUGCAGCCCUGUGUAAUAUGGUGAAUUAGAGUGGUAUUUCACUUUGUAAUAUUUUGUAAAUAUGUCAAUAUAAUAAAUAGUUACUACUUGCAUUA
Globicephala melas (long-finned pilot whale) is the source of this 5540-nucleotide messenger RNA. It is a transcript of the gene VAV3, whose product is annotated as vav guanine nucleotide exchange factor 3. Gene Ontology annotation, biological process: cell migration; regulation of GTPase activity; intracellular signal transduction. Gene Ontology annotation, molecular function: guanyl-nucleotide exchange factor activity; protein binding. The record is from RefSeq and is a predicted model, not a curated record. NCBI's taxonomy places the organism in Eukaryota, Metazoa, Chordata, Mammalia, Artiodactyla, Delphinidae. Gene Ontology annotation, cellular component: plasma membrane; cytoplasm.